This is a messenger RNA of Trichoderma aggressivum f. europaeum, 3105 nucleotides long. RefSeq lists its product as uncharacterized. Gene Ontology annotation, molecular function: ATP hydrolysis activity; ATP binding. Lineage: Eukaryota; Fungi; Ascomycota; Sordariomycetes; Hypocreales; Hypocreaceae. The record is from RefSeq and is a predicted model, not a curated record. Bases 1 to 3105 code for a protein of 1034 amino acids. The transcript is spliced from 4 exons.
AUGUCCCAGCCGAACGGACAAGCAGACCUGGUGCCCAAGGUCACCGAUAUAAGACCCCUCCCCUUCAGGUCGCCGGAGCCACCACAGCACUCUAUGGAUGAGAUCAGUGUCCAAGGCGGGGUGAUAAUAGAUAAUACAGAAGAGCAUCGUAUUAUCUCUGACGAGUCUGCACCGCAAAGCUCUACCACAGAUAACCCACAAGUUCUGCAAGAUGUUGCCUCUCCAGAAUCGCCGAGCGACGCCGGUUGGAUGGUGUCUGAUAAAGAAGCCGUGGACUCAGACAAGGAUACCAUCGAAAAUAUGUCUCUUGGAGACUUCCAGAUGCGCGAAGAAACUCCGGAACCUGCAAUCAGCAAUCCCCUAGAAGCCUAUGGGUUGCAAUUGAUGCGCCUUGAACCACAAGGGAAAACCCCUUUGACGCCGGCUCGUCCAGAACAACCGGAGUCUGGAAUUAAAUUAUUACAACAAGACUAUGCAUUGCGUUUCAAGCUUCUCGAGGAGCAGACCAAAACCCGCCUUAUCAUGGCUCGUCAAGAACAGCCGGAACCUGCAACUAGUUCAACCCAACCAGACUAUGACUUGCAAUUGAGGCUCCUCGAGGUGCAGAACAAAAGGCGCCUUGACAUGGCUCGACAAGAACAAUACAAGUUCCGUACCCCGCCGCCGCACCUUGAUACACAAAGAGACGAAUCUUCUGAGAUGAAUGGUCAAGAACAGCCGCAACCUGCAAACCGUCUAGCUCUACAAGAUUAUGGGUCACAGUUGAUGCUCCUCGAGGCGCAAAACAAAAAGCGCCUUCAGAUGGCUCGACAAAAACAAUCCCCACUCGAUAUCCAGCCACCACAGACUCAAAUGAAGAUGAAGGGGCCUCCAGGGCCUCAUGUUAUGGCCGUUAUGCCCCCAACACAAGGAAAUGCAACUGCAGGGAGCGGAAACAUGAUGGCAACUCUGCCACCCGGAGCUCGAUACUUUAUACCGGCCUCUCCGGCCAAUCCAGCGGCUAUGAAUGUGAAGAUUAUGCCUAAUUCGGGAGCCCAGCCUACAACUCUACCAAUGUCACCGAGCCCUCCAGAUCCUGCGAUCCUUGCUCUACAAGGGCAACUGAGAGAUCUCGUGAUUACAAACCAAGUACUUCGACGGCAGUUGAACGAUGCAAAGGGGGUCAAUUUCGCUAUAUUCCACUGCAUUGUCGGUCAAGAAGAAGAAGGGACCUAUCUUGAGAAGCCACACUGGACAAAAAGUGGUGAAAAGUUACAGCUCAAGGCAUACGCACCAUUACUUUAUCCUGAUGCAUACAUUCUUUACAAGCCUCUCGCCUUUGUUAUUUACAAAUAUUACUCACCCGAUAUGUCGACAGAGGCCAGCGAAAUCUUACAGCAAGGUGGCGAGAUGCCAGGGCCAGAGCCAACCCGUGAGGUCAUAAAGCUCUUGUCGGACGAUAUGAUAAAAGCAGUAGAGUUAUUUGAGAAAGAGGAUGAAGAAGCACAGAAGAAGCUUCCGUGUCUUUCCGUCGAGAAAGAGAUGUCAGCGCCGUACCUAUGGUGGUACCACUACCGCGACAACCGAAACAGAAUUUCUAACCUGCCGAAGCCAGAAGCUGAGCUCGUUCACCUUUUGACCAAUUGGAUAGAUGCCAAUUAUAGUGAGCUCUAUGAUCAGAUUGAUAGCCAAUUCAAGCGCGGCGCGGUCUCCGCCACAUCUCUGCCUUUCUUGGUCCAGCCCGGCGACGUUUUGGUUCGUUGGGAUGCGGAGGGCGUCGAAGCCUUUUUGGCAAUGUCUUGGUUGCAUAAAAAGAAGAAAAACUCCGAGAUACAAGAGCAUCUAGAAGAUUCGGACUGGACCUUCCUAUCGGCACCUUGGUCGAAGAAAUUCGAGAGUUGGGAAGUUGACGCCUGGUCAUACGUGUAUAGCGGGAACUUUUAUCGGGUGGUGGGAAGACUCGAUAUAAAUCUUGACGUGGAUGAAGCUGGUACGGAGAUUCCCAUUGUGAACUUGAACGUGUUCCCGCUCCGAUUUGCCUCGCAAGAGUUGCGAGAAAGGCUGGAGCGGCGAGGCAAGAUCUUCUGGAACUGUGGAUAUGGCAACUACAUCUCAUACGAUAACCAGAACAAGAACGAAGAGCAUGCUCAGGAAGAGUGCUACAUGAUAGACUGCCGUGUAUACUAUGAAUCAACGCCUAAUCAACGCGCAACACCUGAAGAAAAUGCCUCAAUACGCGAAUUCAAGGUGGAAUCCCGGUUUAUACCGGGAGAGGAGAGCCCAUCAGAGCCCGACGUGUAUCUUUUUCCUCGAACAAUCAUCGGCUACCAUCUACAGCGCAAGGAAUGGAAUCGCCUAAAUGUCGAUCAAAUCCAGGAAAUGCCUUGGAAUGAGAAAGCAUUUAGCAAUAUCGCUGAAGACGUCGAGAUUGAAGAAUUAGUUCGGGCUCUUGUCGCAACCAAGAUUGCUGCACAAGUAAGAACAGACGCGAUACAUAAGAAAGGCGACACCCUCAUCACGGUCCUUCACGGAGGCCCAGGAACGGGAAAGACAUUCACGACUAAGAGUAUUGCUGAGCUAGCAGAGAAACGCCUCCUAGAGGUGAAAUGCAGCAAACCCGACAUCACAGCCAAGCGUCUCAAUUCAAUGUUCUACCUCGCCGGACUUUGGGGAGCUUUACUUAUGAUCGAAGAUGCAGAGGCUCUCCAAGAGCAGCGCCCUCUGGACGGCCCGCCACGUGAUUCGUUCGUCUCGGACCUUUUACGCGAAAUCGAGCGCUAUGAUGGCAUCAUUGUCUUUACUUCAAAGAGUGCCGGUGACCUUGAAGAGUUGCUCAAGUCACGCUCACGGCUAUCUGUACCCUACGAAGCACUGACUCAGCCACGACGGGCACAGAUCUGGCGCAACUUUUUGAGUCAUAUCGACUCCCGGGGCGAAAAGAACAUUGACUUUGAUGGCAUUCAUACUCACAUGGGUGAACUGUCAGAACGAGUGAUGAGCGAACAUCAGAUCUGUAGUGCCAUCACUACCGCCUGGCAGUUGGCUCAGUUCCAAGGCAAAAUGAUGACCAUCGGUCACUUGAGAUGUGUUAAUAGCUUCGCCGACGAGCAUAUCCCGUUUUCGUGA